Messenger RNA from Miscanthus lutarioriparius, 294 nucleotides. The record is from the annotation of a GenBank genome assembly. NCBI's taxonomy places the organism in Eukaryota, Viridiplantae, Streptophyta, Magnoliopsida, Poales, Poaceae.
AUGGCCUCCACUGCCCUCAACAUCCCUAGCCCCUCUAGUACCUACGCUGGUGGCUCGCUAGACACGAGCCAUGAUGAGGAGAUUGCGAGGAAGCUCUUUGUCGGGCUAAUUCGCGAGGCCAUUAGCAUCCUGGGGGAUAGUGGCCUGGUGAUCCUUAGCAGUGAUAGUGAGGAAGAAUCCAUCGAGGAGGAGGCUGACGAAGAGGAGAAGAAGGAAGAGUUGAAGGAUGAGCCUGUGGGCAGCGGUUCGUCGAUGGGAGGCGAGGCUGAUCCCAUCUCACCACCAUGCCCUUAA